Messenger RNA from Rana temporaria (common frog), 1086 nucleotides. RefSeq names its product zinc finger protein 250-like. The record is from RefSeq and is a predicted model, not a curated record. The transcript has 6 exons. Bases 1 to 1086 code for a protein of 361 amino acids. Gene Ontology annotation, molecular function: DNA-binding transcription activator activity, RNA polymerase II-specific; RNA polymerase II cis-regulatory region sequence-specific DNA binding. Gene Ontology annotation, cellular component: nucleus. Gene Ontology annotation, biological process: regulation of transcription by RNA polymerase II. Lineage: Eukaryota; Metazoa; Chordata; Amphibia; Anura; Ranidae.
AUGGUUGUAGACCAGUUGACCCCGUUUUUAGUAGUAGAAGAAAUAACGCAUUUCUGGAUGAUUAGCAUUGAUAGUCAGACUGACUUAAAAACAAAGUGUGAAUUUAUUGUCAUACAGUUGAGUGGAAACCUGAAAGAUUCUAAAGAGGAGAUUAAAGAACAAAUAAAAGAGGAGGAUGAUGAGGAUGGGGUGAUAGAGAUGCCAGAGUUUCUAACAGGACACAAAGAUAUGUACCAGAACACCAUGGGUGAAGAUCUGAUGAACAUGAAAGUUGAGGGUGAAGAAGAAGAGACGUAUGUGAGGGAUGAUCAGCAAUAUAUAGAGGAGGCUGGAAUGGCAAGGACAUUUAAAGAAGAGGACACUCCUACAGAGAUUAUCACAGGUUGUAAAAUGGAAGAUGAGGACAUCACAAGAGAUUGUGCAGGAGAAAAUACAAUGAGCUCAGCUAUGGAUGGUGGACUUCGAAGUGUGGAUAGACCAUUUAAUUCCCCUGACACUGAGCAACUUUGUAUUAUGAGGGAUGGUUCUGGAUUUCAGAGGGAGAAGACAUUUUCUUGUCCUGAAUGUGGGGAAAGUUUUAGCUCUGAAUUAGGUCUUACUAAACAUCAGAUAUCUCACACCGGUGGGAAGCUUCAUUCCUGUUUUGAGUGUGGAAAACGUUUCCUUCAUAAAUCAGAACUUGUCAAACAUUGCAGAUCUCAUAAGGGCAAUAAGUCAAAUUCCUGCCCGGAAUGUGGGAAAUGUUUUACAUGGAAAUCAAAACUUGUCACACAUCAGAGAACUCACACGGGGGAGAAGCCGUAUUCCUGUCCUGAGUGCGGGAAAUGUUUUUCACAGAGAUCAGUUCUUAGGAAGGUAGGAACACGAGCCUACAGGAAGGAGAACAUUUAUAAACAACAUAUUGGCAGUCAUGUUCCCCCAGCCACAGCGUAUUUCCAAGUUGGCUCCAGUGAUGAAGAGGAUGGAGGGGUUAAUGAGGUCACUGACGUGCCUUGGGUGCCGGAUAGAGCAGAAGAGGAAAGUGAGGGGGAGGCACAAGUUCAACAAGGCAGGAUGUCUUUUAGAGGCAGUAAUCAUGAAGAGUAG